Molecule: messenger RNA, 1386 nt
Organism: Marasmius oreades (fairy-ring Marasmius)
Lineage: Eukaryota; Fungi; Basidiomycota; Agaricomycetes; Agaricales; Marasmiaceae
Exons: 3
Coding region: 1-1386 (461 amino acids)
Source: RefSeq, a predicted model, not a curated record
AUGCGACGCGCUACCUGUUCUUCUUUGAGAGCAAGGCUCGUAGCUCGAAAAUGGCAUCUGCCUUCUGGUUUCCGUCUCAAUUCAACUUUUGAAUCGCCCUCGACAGCUUCUACAUCUUCCGACUCACCCAGGAAAAAGAGAAAUCAACCACCAAAUGGUCAAUACACCAUUUUCGCCCGGACAUGGGAUCAUUUGCGUUCGCCUCUGGAUACUCUAGCUAUCGUUCAGUAUCUCGGGAAGGCUUUUGGACCGGUAGAAGAGUUCAGGUCAUUCAAGUCCUCUUUAAUGGUCCGAUUUAGGGAUGCAGCAUCAGCCAAGCGUGCGCUCAAACACACAGCUACCAUUCCUAUACCUGCUCCUCCCGAACCAAAAGAGAGUCGUAUUGACGGUGGUUUGGGUCUCGACGAUUUCCAGCCAUACUUGGAGCGGCAAGAAUUCGACCCAGCGCUCACGCCUGCUAACAAUGCGGAAAAUCUAGCGCAAAUGCCGAACACUAUCCUGGUUACACUUUCCGCAGCCCCUGAUCUGCACACCUUCCAACCUCGCCCGGAUAGGCACUACUUCAUAUCAACAAAAGCUGCGAUAAAUUUCGUUAAAUGGGCCGGAUUUGCUGCAAUAAAGCCUAUUGAAGAGGGAAUGCCGCUCGACAAACUGGAUCACGAAUGGAUGCGUCGUACAGUCCGACGUCAUGCCCGAAACCAAAACCUGCCAAACCCUCUCGAAUUCCAACCCGGCAAGGAACCAACUCGAGAACCGUAUCGGAAUCAAUCUGAAGAACUCGGUUCAAAACCGCCUCCUGUAUCUGGAAAGGAAUGGGUUGCCCCAGUUACCAAACCAUCUACAUCCAAAUCCCUGGAAACCACCCCCUCGGCGGAACGGGAAACAGAAUGGGAACCUCUUCCUGAAUUCGUGGUCGAAAAUACUUCCGAAUCCUCCUUUAUCUUUCCUAAAGUCACUGAACUCGUCGAGCCCGAGAUACGGACAGCCGACUCGGUGCCAGUCACCAUAAUUCAUCAUGAAACCUCUCAUUCGCCAACUGAACAACCUACCCCUCCACCAGCGGAACAACCUUCACAGGCACCCCACCAACCUACCCCUCCAGACGACAUAGCCAGCCAAGCUCUUGCUGCUUCCCAAAUUCAGCAGGCCAAUGCUAUUCUGCAGCAGCUAAAUUCCCCGAAACUCAAGCAGGGCAAGCAGGGCAAUUAUAAGACAGCGGUCCCUAAUUCUCCAAAGCGACAACAGCCACGAACUCGGUUGUUCUUAGAGUCCGAAGCUUCGGAGGACGCGAAGCCACACACUGAUUUAUCUUCUGGUGUAGAGAAUCCAAACACCGAGCAGGCUGCUGAUGGCAGGCUGAAAAAAUUCCUUGGGGGAUGGUUUUAG